GAUCUCUCCUGAGUGGCAUAAUAUAAUUUGACGUGUGCGCAAUCACAUUAAAGAAAAAAUGUUGGGUUCGAGCUUACAUCAGCUAGGAAACUUUACACAGUUGAUGCCCACUCAAGAUGAGACCACAAAAUCACAACAUGUCUUUACAAUUGCUGUGGAGGGAAACAUAGGCUGUGGGAAGUCCACCUUUCUUCAACAUUUCAAACAGAAUCCAAAAGUUGAGGUGCUACCAGAACCAGUUGACAAAUGGAAGUGUGUCAAAGGAUAUAACAGUCUGGACUUAAUGUACAGGGAUGCGGCACGGUGGAGUUUUGCCUUCCAGUCCUAUGUGACUCUCACCAUGAUGGAACACCACGAAACCAACAAGGAAUCACCUAAAGUCAAGAUGAUUGAACGCUCCAUCUACAGUACCAGACAUUGUUUUAUUGAAAAUCUCCACCAAGGAGGGCUGAUUCCAGACAUUGACUACACUAUCCUGAGUGAGUGGCACGACUGGCUCCACCAGAACCCAACAACAAACAUCGACCUCAUUGUCUACCUGAGAGCAAGUCCACAAAAGUGUUUUGAUCGGAUUCAUAAAAGAAACAGAGACGAAGAGAAGGAUGUCCCAAUCGAGUAUCUCAACUCCCUCCACAAGCUUCAUGAAGAUUGGCUGAUAGAAAAGAAGAAAGGAGAGUUGCCUGCUCCUCUUUUGGUCCUUGAUGCUGAUUUGGGUCUAGUCGAUCUUCAAGCCAAGAUUUCACAAAUGGAAUCAAAGAUACUCAGUGGGAACUUAAGCUGAAGUACAUCCAGUACGGUUAUUAAUUGCUCAGGUAUAAGAUAUACCUACCUCAUAAUGUCCCAUAAUACUGGUACCUCAUAAUGCUGGUGUGAUGG
Messenger RNA from Haliotis rubra (blacklip abalone), 876 nucleotides. RefSeq names its product thymidine kinase 2, mitochondrial-like. The record is from RefSeq and is a predicted model, not a curated record. Bases 59 to 781 code for a protein of 240 amino acids. Gene Ontology annotation, molecular function: deoxynucleoside kinase activity; ATP binding. Gene Ontology annotation, biological process: nucleobase-containing compound metabolic process. Gene Ontology annotation, cellular component: cytoplasm; mitochondrion. The transcript is spliced from 10 exons. NCBI's taxonomy places the organism in Eukaryota, Metazoa, Mollusca, Gastropoda, Lepetellida, Haliotidae.